Molecule: messenger RNA, 4293 nt
Organism: Chenopodium quinoa (quinoa)
Lineage: Eukaryota; Viridiplantae; Streptophyta; Magnoliopsida; Caryophyllales; Amaranthaceae
Exons: 5
Coding region: 1-4293 (1430 amino acids)
Molecular function (GO): nucleic acid binding; RNA-DNA hybrid ribonuclease activity
Source: RefSeq, a predicted model, not a curated record
AUGAAGAUUGUGGCUUGGAACUGUAGGGGUUUGGGUCAAGCGGACUCCCCUAAAGUUCCUUAUAUUGCAUCCUUAGUUCGCUCUCAUAGUGUCGAUGUUGUGUUUUUAGCUGAAACUAUGGUGUGUGUAAAUUCUGCAAUGCAUAAGUUAUCUUCUCUGUCGUAUUCAGGUUUUGUGGGUGUAGAUUCGGUGGGUCUUAGUGGUGGUCUUUGUGUAUUUUGGUUUUCCCCAGUUGUGAUUGAUCCUGUCUUGGUUUCUCCGCAUGUAAUAUUGUGUCGAAUUGUGGAGAAUUUGGUAAUAAAAUAUGCCCUUUUUCUGUAUGGAGCGCCUCAAGUUUCUGAUCGUAUGACUGUGUGGUCGGAAAUCUCUAAUAUUUUAGCCACUUAUCCGAAUGUUGUGUUAGUCGGUGAUUUUAACCAGGAAGAAUAUUUAUCGGAUAAAGUAGGGGGGAAUUUGGAUAUUCCUGGUCGUCAUGAUUUCAUGCAAUGGAAAUUAGACAUGGGUUUAUUAUAUAUCCCAUUUACAGGACCUGGUUUUACUUGGACUAAUGGGAGGUUAAUGUCAGAUCCUACUUUUGAGAGAUUGGACAAAGCUUAUGCUACAUCCCUUUGGUUACAGGAUAGGCCUGCUACUUUUGUUCAGCACCAACCUAUUUUGUUUUCUGAUCAUGCAGCUAUUAUUUUGAGUGAUUCUUCUUCUACGUACAUGGUGAGGUCUGUUUUUGCAAUUCAUGUUCCGGUUUCUCAUAUGUUUUCAUUAUCUCGAAGGCUUUGUAUUCUUCGUCAUCGUUUGUUAGCUUGGUGUGUUACUCACAAGAAGAUGUGGGGUAUUGAUUGGAAAUCUUUGGUUGCUGAUGUUUCUCAAGCGUCUGUUGUUCUUAACUCCCGUUACGACCGUUGCCUUUUCCACAAAGCUCGGCGAAGGAAAAACUAUAUUCUGGGUUUGCGAGAUACUGAUGGGCCUUGGGUAUCAGAUGUGGGGGGUAUUCGUUCGAUUGCUUUGAAUUUCUACAAGGUUCUUUAUAGUGGGGACUCACAAUGUUCUUCCUCGGUUCAAUCCUCUGUUUCUCGGUUUUCUUGGGAUUCUCUUCAUUUGCCAUCUUUAUCUGAUACGCAUCGCCAGUCCUUACUAGCUCCUUUCUCAGCUGACGAUAUUAAGCGGGCUAUGUUUAGCAUUGCAGAUGACAAAUCUCCAGGUCCAGACGGUUUUUCUUCGGCAUUUUUCAAAACCUAUUGGCAUGAGGUAGGAAAUCACGUGAUCACGGCUGUUCAAUUCUUUUUUGCUCAUGGGUAUUUACUAAAGGACUGGAAUCGUACGUUCUUGGUUUUAAUCCCAAAGGUUGAUCAUCCUGAGUUUAUUUCUCAAUUCCGUCCUAUUGGCCUUUGUAAUGUCGUCUAUAUAUGCAUUACUAAAUGUCUUUCUCAUCGAUUGCGCGGUGUACUUCCGGAUUUAGUCUCAGACUACCAGAAUGCCUUUAUUCCUGGUAGGCUAAUGUCAGAUAACUGCUUGAUGGUGCAUGAGUUGAUUUCUUUCACGAAUGCCUCCAAAGCUAGGAAACGUUUUUAUGCGGCCCUCAAAAUAGAUAUGAACAAAGCCUAUGAUAGGGUUAGUUGGGAGUUUUUAUCCCAGGUGCUUCAGGUCUUUGGUUUUCCUCCCUAUUGGAUUCAUUUAAUUAUGCAGUGUGUUUCAACGGUGUCAUAUCAAGUGCUUGUUAAUGGUGCUCCUUCCGAGUCUUUCCGUCCUCAGUGUGGUUUACGUCAAGGGGAUCCUCUUUCUCCCUACCUGUUUGUUCUUUGCAUGGAAGUGCUCUCUGCGAUGCUGAGGAAAGCUGAGAUGGAGGAGUUGUUUCAUGGUAUCAAAAUUUCGAGGGGAGCACCAUCUAUAUCACAUUUGUUCUUCGCGGAUGACUCUUUAUUGUUCUUCCAUGUUUCGCCUACUUCUUAUGAACAGGUGAUGAAUGUUCUUUCUGAGUUCUGUGCUAUCUCGGGACAAAUGCUUAAUAUGCAGAAAUCGUUUGUAAAGUUUAGCCCGAAUACUCCGGAGGAUUAUCGGGCAUAUUUGUCUAAAUGUUUACAGCUACGUUCUGAAUCACGAUUUGGUACUUAUCUGGGGCUUCCUGUUGAUUUAGGUCGUAGUAAGUGUUCCGAGUUUGGUUUUCUUGUAGAUAAGGUAGCUAAACGCCUUGAGGUGUUUGCUGCAUUACACCUCUCCCCUGCGGCGAAGUUGAUCAUCAUUAACUCGGUGCUCCUUGCCUCGUUUAAUCAUAUUUUAUCAGUUUUCCAGAUUCCAGAUUCUAUUUGCUCUAGGGUAGACAAUUUGCUAGCCAAGUUUUGGUGGAAAUCUUCACAAUCGAGUCGCGGGAUGGCUCUUCGUUCUUCUAAGUUACUGCACCUCCCGAAGGGACUAGGGGGUUUGGGUAUUCGUAGUCUUGCUCCGUUUAAUUCUGCCUUAUUAGCAAAACAGAGUUGGCGACUCAUUCAAUCCCCGCAACUGUUGGUUUCUCGUCUUCUGUUUGCUAAAUGCCCUUCUUUAGCAGGGGGUGUUGCGUCCUCGGUUUCUCGCCUUUCUUGGGGUUGUCGGGGUCUUCUCUCAGGACUGUCUGUUUUGUCUAAGGGUUUGGUUUGGAAGGUUGGUUCGGGUUCUCGGGUUCGUAUUUUGGAGGAUUCUUGGGCUCCUGGUGGACAGGUUCAGUUCAAGGAUUUUCCGUCAGAGGCGGUUAGACCGACUUUUGUAUCUUCUUUACUUGAUCCGCAUUCUUACGCGUGGGAUACUUUGAUUGUUCAUAGGUUGUUUGACUCUUUGUCAGCUACUAGGAUUCUUUCUUUGGAUCGGCCGGGGAGGCAAAUGGAUGAUUUUGUAUACUGGAAGUUCACUAGAGAUGGUGUUUUCUCCACCAAAUCGGCUUAUGCCUUUCUUUGCCAGUCCCCUAUGACCCCUGGUUUUGGUAGCCGGUUGACUCCAACCUGGUGGCGGAGGUUUUGGCAGCUUCAUAUUCUUCCUCGGUGGAAAGUGUUUGGCUGGAAAAUAUUACAUGAUGCUCUUCCGAUGGAACCCCUUCUACAUUCCCGUGGUUUUCCGGUUGACCCGGUAUGUGCUUUUUGCCAUCAAGAGUGGGAGGAGGUGUCGCACACCUUUAGAGACUGCCCUGCUGUGCGAUCUUUAUGGCAGUCGGGAACGUUAGGGGUUUGUUGGGAUCUUUGGCAGUUCUUCCAGUUCGGGGAGUGGCUGGCUGACACCAUUUCUCGGUUCUAUUCUCACAAAUUUUGGAAGGGUAUCAUGUCUUUAUUUGCUAUCCUUUGGGCUAUUUGGCUUUCUCGGAACCAGUUAAGAUUCAGACAUGCGGUUUGGUCACCCAGGACAAUUGAAGGUUUGGCUGAGGAUUGGUUCCAUCGUUGUGUCCAGUCUCAAGAUUGGAAGAAAUCUGUAUUGGGAUCUUGUUCGCCUAGUUCGCAUGUGCUUUCAGGGGAUCCAUGGUUGUGUUUGAGGGGAUUACCAGACAUAUCCCCCACAGUUUGUUUGAUCGUUGAUGGAGCUUGGGAUUGCUCCACUUGUAGGGCUGGUGCAGGUUGGGUUAUCCGUGACCUUUGUUCUUCGGAGGUUUUGGGUGGAGGUAGUAGGGCCUUUUUGUCCGGGUCGGCCUUACAGUCUGAGCUACAACCUUGUUUAUGGGGUCUUCAAGCGGCGGUUCGUAAAGGUUUCUUGAAGAUUCGGAUUCAUUCUGAUUGUGCGACCCUCCUUUCUAUGAUUCUGAAUUCAGGUCCAAUGGACAUUUCGGUUUGGUGGCUCAUUCUAGAAUUGCGGGCUGUUGUAGAGUCAUUUUUGGUAUGCCAAAUUCGUAAGGUUCCCCGGUCAUGGGUUUCUCCGGCUCACUGGUGCUUGUGUUUUGCUCAUAAUCAAAAUACUAGGGAUGAUAAGUUUGCUAGUAGGAGUCGCAAAUGUGUUUUCUUGGGGUAUCCUUUUGAAAAGAAAGGGUGGAGGUUGUAUGAUCUUGAGUCUAAGAAAUUCUUUGUCUCUCGUGAUGUGAAAUUUGUGGAAGAUGUGUUUCCUUUUGGGGAACCCGAAGUAAAGGGGGCAAGUGGCACCAACCAGCCAUCUGCCGCAAGCUCCUCGAGCAGCUCCCAACAUCCCAGAGCUAGUCAGCUUGCUGGGAAUGCUGCGGGCGUUGGGUUAGCAAGCCAGCAUGCAACCCCAGCCAUUGACCAGGCUGUUGGUAGUGUUGUGCAGUGGGUGCUGGAAGCAAUACUGUUAGUACUGCGAGUGAUGGCAGCUCGUUUCCGCAACAGCAAGUUCUAA